Messenger RNA from Thlaspi arvense, 1536 nucleotides. The record is from the annotation of a GenBank genome assembly. NCBI's taxonomy places the organism in Eukaryota, Viridiplantae, Streptophyta, Magnoliopsida, Brassicales, Brassicaceae.
GAAACACACAAUCCGGAGUCGGAGAAAACUUUCGGAGGAUCGAUGAAUACUUGUCAGUUUACGGAGAAGCAGAUAAUGGAUCUAUCCUCUUCAUCUCCACCUGCCACUGAUUUCAUCGAUCUGAUGAACAAUACUACUAAUUCACAUUACAAGCUGCGGCUCGGCGAGGAUGGAUUAGAGUCGAGCAAGGAGGAGAUGGUUCCCAGCUACGAUUUCCAGCCGAUCCGUCACAACACCGCCGUUGGAUUGUCUCAGUCGGCUUUAAACCUCGCCGGAUCUACCACUGCUACGGUGUGGUCCCCGUCUGAUUCUAAACCUGUUUCCACUCUAUCUAACAGGGGUUUUGGAUCUCUCGACUCUAUUGAACCUACAAAGUUGGUUCCUGACAAGGGUGAGAAUGUGCCUACCACGACGAUUUUGUGUGAGAUUGAAAGGACAAUGAAGAAACAUGCAGAUACCUUGCUGCAUGUUAUGGAAGGUGUAAGUGCGCGUCUGACACAGCUGGAGACCACAACCCACAAUCUCGAAAACCUGGUCGAUGAUCUCAAAUUUUCUGUUGACAACAGUCACGGAAACACCCACGGGAAAAUGAGACAGCUUCAAAAUAUCCUUGUAGAGGUGCAAAGCGGUGUGCAACUACUCAAGGACAGACAUGAGAUUGUCGAAGCUCAGCUUCAGCUUUCAAAGCUUCAGGUAUCCGAAUUAGAACAGCACCCCGAAAUGCACUCAGUACGUGUUGAUGGGACUGCUCAAUCUCCCGCACUAGUCACUCCGCAGCAAAUGCCACAGUUUCCUCCUCUCAAUUCUCUGUCCCAGCAAAUCCCCCGGCCACAAUCCUCAUCGUCACAACUGCUAGCUCAGCUACCCACUCAGUUUUCUCCUCAACAGGAGCCGUAUUGCCCUCCGCCUAGUCAUUCCCAACCACCUCCACCAAACCAGAUUCCUUAUCAAGCUCCUCCUCAAACUCAGCCACCACAUCAACCACCUCAGCAGUCACAGUACCCUCAACAGUCACCACCACCAUCAGGUUACAGCCCUGAGGAACAUCCAUCAUAUGCGAUGCAGUCUUACUCGCCAAACCCUCCUCGUCAGCAGCCACGAGCUGGUUCCGCCCCUUGUCAACAGCUCUACAAGGCUCCUCCUCAACCACAACCAUCAAUGUAUGAUGGAGCGGGUGGUAGAUCUAGUUCAAGUUUCCCUUCCGGGUACUCGUCGGAAUCCUACCCAUACACUGGUUCACCUUCAUCAGCGAAACCGCCACAUAUGAGUAGCAGCGGAACUGGUUACUCACAGCUCCCAAAUUCACGUCCAAUGGCUGCAGCCGUGAGACGUGGCGGCGACUCUAGCUCCCCGAGAUCAGAAAGCAGAGUCCCAAUAGAUGAUGUAAUCGACAGGGUGACAACCAUGGGCUUCCCAAGGGACCACGUGAGAGCAGCGGUGAGAAAACUGACUGAAAACGGCCAAGCGGUUGACCUCAACGUGGUUCUAGAUAAGUUGAUGAACGAAGGGGGAGGAGCUUGGUUUGGUGAUCGGUAG